GCUAGCCGCCCACUCUACUUUCGGAGGAUCACACACACAUCCUCUCCACCGAGCUCCACCUUUGCGGAGGGAGCUGCAUUUCUUCCACCUCAGGCACACGUCGGCGAUGUCGGGCAGGCGGUCGCGCGGCUCCGUGUCGGAGGAGGAGAUCAACGAGCUCAUCUCCAAGCUCCAGUCCCUGCUCCCCACCGCUCGCCGCCGCGGUGGCAGCAGUAGCAGCAGCAGCCAGGCUUCGACGGCGAAGAUGCUCAAGGAGACAUGCAGCUACAUCAAGACCCUGAACCGGGAAGUGGAGGACCUCAGCGACCGCCUCACCGACCUCAUGGCCACCAUGGACCAAAACAGCCCCGCCGCCGAGAUCAUCCGCAGCCUCCUCCGCUAACCAGCUAUACCUACUGCUCAUCAUCACCUCGUGCUGAUUGUCCUAAGCUAUAUUAUAGUAAUAUAGAUCACCCAACAUAUUGUCAUCCCGCUACACAGCUCGUGCUUCCACUAUAGCUAGCUACGUACUAAGUAGUAGUAUAUGCAUACGAAGGAGGACAUGGUAUGUAUGUGUCCGUCGAUCUCUGCACUACAUACAUAUGCAGAUCGAUCGAUGCCUAAGGUCGGACUGCUAAGGCAUAUGCAGCUGGUCUAAUUUUACUGUGGUAGGGCAUAUCAUUAGCUAGCUAGGGCAGCCUAAGUGUUAUAGUGGUUGCUUAGUUAGCCCACACCGGCCAUGAUCAUCCCUGCCACUCGCAUUGGUUUCCUCCCAGUUUCCAUCCCCCUCUAUCUAGCUAGUUAACUAUUUUGUGUAUAAUCUUGUUAAUUUGCGGUCUGGAUCGAGUUGUUUCCCCUACAGACAACCGGCUGAUC
Molecule: messenger RNA, 855 nt
Organism: Lolium rigidum
Lineage: Eukaryota; Viridiplantae; Streptophyta; Magnoliopsida; Poales; Poaceae
Product: transcription factor ILI5-like
Exons: 2
Coding region: 107-382 (91 amino acids)
Biological process (GO): regulation of DNA-templated transcription; regulation of growth
Molecular function (GO): protein dimerization activity
Source: RefSeq, a predicted model, not a curated record